CAACAAAAGUGCACGGAUGUGUUGUGUCGAGUUGCUCUUGUAAAAAACCGUCGAUCUCUCGGCGAUAUUAUCCUGACGAGCAAAAGGAAAUAAACAAAAACAUCUACUCGAACACACGGCCAACAAUAAAAUGUACGGAUUCGUCAACUACGCUUUGGAACUGUUGGUGCUGAAGACAUUCGGCGAGGAGACAUGGGAGCGAAUCAAAAAAGAAGCGGAGGUCACCAUGGACGGACAGUUUUUGGUCAGGCAAAUCUACGACGACGAGAUCACCUAUAACUUGGUGUCGUCGGCCGCGGAAAUUCUAAAGCUGCCAGCCAACAGCAUACUGGAGCUGUUUGGCAAAAUGUUUUUCGAGUUCUGCCAAGAUUCCGGUUAUGAUAAAAUCCUACAGGUGUUGGGAGCAACACCCCGGGAUUUCCUUCAAAAUCUGGACGCCCUGCACGACCAUUUGGGAACACUGUACCCAGGAAUGAAAGCUCCGUCGUUUCGGUGCACCGAAAGACCCGAAGACGGCGCCCUAGUCCUGCACUACUAUUCGGACAGGCCCGGGCUCGAGUACAUAGUCAUCGGCAUCGUCAAGACCGUGGCCAGUAAACUGCACAACACCGAAGUAGAAGUGGAAAUUUUGCAAACCAAAGAACAAUGCGAUCACGUUCAGUUUUUAAUAACCGAGAAAAACACGGCGGGCCAGCGCCAAAACGACCAGACCGCAGAAGUGGAAACGCUAUCGCAAGAACCGAAAAUCAGCCCGGCCACGUUCUGCCACGUGUUCCCGUUUCAUCUGAUGUUCGACAGAGACUUGAACGUCCUUCAAACCGGUUGCACUAUAGCCAGAGUAAUACCAUCGGUACAGGGGCCGGCGCCUUGCAAACUAACACACAUACUAUACCCCGUAAGACCUCAUUUGGAAUUGACGUUCGACAACAUUCUGGCUCACAUCAACACCGUUUAUGUUCUGAACACGAAACCUGGUAUCAUGGAUGUCGACUCCGGCGAUAGUUGUCCAAUAUCAUUGCGUCUCAAAGGUCAGAUGUUGUACGUGCCGGAAACGGAUCUCAUGUUGUUCCUGUGCUAUCCGAGCGUUGUCAACCUGGACGAUUUGACCAAGCGACGGCUUUACAUCAGCGACAUACCCUUGCACGACGCCACCAGAGAUCUAGUGUUGAUGUCCGAACAAUUCGAAGCCGACUAUCAGCUGACCAGGGACUUGGAAUUUUUGACCGACAAACUCCAACAGACCUACAGGGAGUUGGAGAGCGAAAAACAAAAAACCGACAGACUACUCUACUCGGUGCUUCCGAUCAGCGUGGCGACAGAGUUACGGCACAAGCGUCCGGUUCCGCCGAAGAGAUUCGAAUGCGUGACACUACUGUUUUCCGGCAUAGUCGGUUUCAGCGACUAUUGUGCGGGUCACGCGGACUCGAAAGGGGCCAUGAAAAUCGUUCGGAUGCUCAACCAGCUCUACACGGCUUUCGAUGUGCUCACCGAUCCGAAGAAGAACCCAAACGUGUACAAGGUGGAAACCGUGGGCGACAAGUACAUGGCGGUCAGCGGACUUCCAGAACCUUGCGAAGAUCACGUCCGGUGCAUUGCCCGCCUGGCCUUGGACAUGAUGGAUCUCAGCAGCACGGUUAUUGUGGACGGCGUACCUGUGCGGAUCACUAUUGGCAUACACAGCGGCGAGGUGGUGACGGGCGUGAUAGGCCAUCGCAUGCCUAGAUACUGUUUGUUCGGCAACACUGUGAAUUUGACCAGCAGGACCGAGACCACCGGCAUACCCGGCAAAAUCAACGUCUCGGAAAACGCGUACAACGUUUUGAUUCAAAAUAACAACUGGGACCCACAGUUCGAGUUCACUUACCGAGGACUUGUGACGAUGAAAGGCAAACCGGAACCGAUGAAAGUGUGGCUUUUGAACAGGAAACAAUUGAAGUGAAACAAUCAAAAGUCGCAGCCCGGCCGAAGAACAUUAUUAGACCGUGUUUUACCUGUAUUCUCCCCAUUCACCAUUUUAUCAGAUUAUUAUUAAUUUAUUGUCACUCAUAGUUUUUACUGUUUCAACAAAUAAAAUAUACCACUGUUGUAGAUUAGUAGUUGAUAUCGCUUGUAAACUAAUACACACAAUAAAAAAUAUAUCAUGCAAAUAAUAAUUAUACAACAAAUUAUACUUAUA
Adelges cooleyi (spruce gall adelgid) is the source of this 2176-nucleotide messenger RNA. It is a transcript of the gene Gycbeta100B, whose product is annotated as guanylate cyclase soluble subunit beta-1. Gene Ontology annotation, cellular component: guanylate cyclase complex, soluble. Gene Ontology annotation, biological process: cGMP biosynthetic process; response to oxygen levels. NCBI's taxonomy places the organism in Eukaryota, Metazoa, Arthropoda, Insecta, Hemiptera, Adelgidae. The record is from RefSeq and is a predicted model, not a curated record. The transcript is spliced from 14 exons. The coding region runs from base 131 to 1939 and encodes 602 amino acids. Gene Ontology annotation, molecular function: heme binding; guanylate cyclase activity.